Spodoptera frugiperda (fall armyworm) is the source of this 926-nucleotide messenger RNA. RefSeq lists its product as uncharacterized. The record is from RefSeq and is a predicted model, not a curated record. The transcript has 4 exons. Lineage: Eukaryota; Metazoa; Arthropoda; Insecta; Lepidoptera; Noctuidae. Bases 58 to 570 code for a protein of 170 amino acids.
AUGUGUAGAUGUGUGUUAUCAACUGACUACGUAUAAAUAAAUGCAGUUUAUGUCGGAAUGGUAUCACUCAGUCUGUGCACGUUGGAACAAGCCAACAUGUUGCGUGUUGUGGCUUACGUCUGCGCUCUCCUGGCACUAGCACACGGACAGACCACCAAUGUACAGUCGUGUUCAAACAAUGCACCCUUACCGAUCCACGCGUACAUUGAGGGUUGUGUGGAGCCGCCGUGUGUCUUUCAGCCGGGCACCUAUGUGGUGGUAAACGUCGUAUUCCGAGCACCGCGCCGUAUCCAAAGCAUGACAACUCAUGCGACAACAGUUUUCCUUUGGCCGUCACCAUUCAUUCUCGGAGAGGCCGCACACACGUGCAAUUACCUCACUAACUCCCAGUGCCCUCUUGAUAAGGGAGAGGUGGUGCAGUACACCCUACAUAUGUUCAUCGAGACAUUCAUCCUUGGCAGUACACAGGUACCAGCCGAGUUCAGGGUUACUGAGGGGCCGGGAGCCACGGACCCAACAUUAUGGUGCUUCAGUGUCCCGGUCAUUUUUGGUCGUAGAUCCCAGUUUUAAUAUUUCUGCCCACAAUGCUACUAUAACUGAUAAAGUAUAAUCUUGAAAAAGCUCUAAUGCACCCAUCAUCAACGUUACCGACAGCCCAUAAGAAGAAGAAUUACGGAGAAGGAUUGAGCAUUCAUCAUCACGCUUGCUCUCGUGGAUUUGCGAUUUCAAACUUAAUACUAAUUAGAUGUUCUAAGUCCAGUAUAUUGUCAGAUAGCCGCUAUCUAUUAUAAUAAUAUAUACUUAAUAUUGAAAAUAAAAUAAAUUAAUAAUUUGGUUUCCCUCAAUUUGAAACUGAUAUUUAGUUGUGAGAUUUAGUUUAGAGGUAAGAUUAUUUUUUACACAAUAAAGAAAUACGCCAUUAAGAA